AAAAAAAGGGUUUUGUGGGCUUGGCAAACCUUCCAUCCAGCGUACAAACAAUUGCACAAGGUUCAGUCAUUCAGUGUUUCACCACCCGUCCGCCUUAGAUCACAACCCCUCGUAUCGGAGCCGGUAUGCAAACCAUCGUGCUGUUGGUGCUGUGGGUGCUGGGAACGUCACUGGUGUUGCCAGACCCCGACACAGCCGGAGAGAAAGUGGCCGAAGAGCCCACCCCGUGUUCUAAAGGAUGCACCUGUAUGCACGACGACUACAGCCUGGACCUCAGCAUGUACUGCAGCGGUCGCAACUUCACACAAGUGCCCUCGGACAUGCCCCCGUCGACUCACUGCCUCUGGCUGGAUGGAAACCUGUUCACCUCCCUCCCAGCGGGGUCUUUUAAGGAUCUUUCUUACCUGGACUUUUUAAACCUGCAGAGUGGCGAGCUGGUGACACUCGACCCUCAGGCUUUUAAAGGACUCCGGUUGCUUGCACACGUUCACCUCGAGCGGAAUCGCAUCCGGGCGUUACCAGGUACGAUCUUCCAGAACGUUCCCAACAUUGCUUCAAUUAGUCUGCACAACAACCAACUCACUCGUCUUGAAGAAAGACUGUUUGCAGGGCUCUCACGGAUGUGGCUUCUCAACCUGGGGUGGAACUCCUUAGUGGUUUUACCUGAGACACUUUUCCACGACCUGCAAGGUCUACGGGAGCUUGUUCUCGCGGGGAAUAGACUUGCUUAUCUGCAGCCACAGCUUUUCCAAAAUCUCGUUGACCUUAAAGAGUUGGAUUUGACCGGAAAUUACCUCAAGGUCAUCAAAGCUAAUGUGUUUGUAAAACUAACUAAACUGCAUAAGCUGUACCUGGCCCAAAAUCACAUUGUUACAGUGGCACCCAGAGCCUUUGUAGGCAUGAAGUCGCUCAGAUGGAUGGAUCUCACAAACAACCGACUGACUUCUCUCCAUGACGACACUUUCUUGGGCCUCCACAGUCUUCAUGUACUGCGUCUUUCCAACAACUCAAUUGCUGGAAUUAGGCCCAGGACCUUCCGCGAUCUGCAGUAUUUAGAAGAGCUACGACUCAGCCACAACAGGAUCCGGACCUUGGGGGAAAGGAUCUUUGAGGGGCUCGGUCAUCUGGAGGUUCUAGAGCUGGGGCACAACCAGGUGAAGGAGGCGCAGGUGGGUAGUUUCACCGGGCUCCCUCACGUUGCGGUCAUCAACCUGACCGGAAGCUGCUUCCACAGUCUGCCAGACCAAAUGUUUAACGGCCUGUCAAAGCUCCACAGCCUUCAUCUGGACAGAGGUUGCCUGACGAGAGUCACAACUCAAGCUUUCACUGGACUCACUGGUUUGCGAAGGCUUUUCCUGCAGCACAACAACAUCUCUGUGGUAGAAGAACAGAGUUUCGGAGACCUGGUGGGCCUAUUGGCACUGGACUUGAGUUUCAACAUGUUGGAGGUUCUAACAACCCACACAUUCUCCGGCCUUAAGAAUUUGGAGUACUUGCUGUUGUCCAACAAUGUAUGUCGACAAUAUUUGCAGAAUGGCACGAAGCAGCUACUCCCAAGACUGCGCUAUCUGGACCUGAGAGCGAACACCUUGAGCAGCAUAGUGCCUGAUUUUCCAGACAACAUGGAAAAACUUUUGCUGUCCUUGAACCGGUGGAAGUGUGACUGCGGCACCCUCCCACUCAGAAACUACAGCCUGAGGAAUCCGUCGGUGAUACCUCGGCAAGUGGAGACGCACGCAGAGGGCGAAGAGCCCGACACGACCAUCACCAUAUUCAACAAUAUCACAUGCAUCAGCCCGCCGCGUCUUGUUGGUCAGGACUUGCGAGAUAUUGACAGUGAAUUCUUCAAAAACUGCUAAACCAUUUUUAACAAUUGAUAUCCUCCCAUUUUAAAAAAGUAAUAAGAAUGUAUGACACUGGUUCUUGUUUUGCAUUUACAGGUAAAUAUUGUAACCUGUACCCUUUAGAGAAAAUGGUUCCAGUAUAUACCAGCGAUGCUAUGAAUUUCUUUGGAUUAAAAGACACAUUUAGCUUGAACUAAAUGUAACUGCAACCGGCAAAUUGUUGAUCUCUCUAGAGACGAAGAACCUAAAAGGAGUUUGUCUAAAUCCAGCUCAAAUGCUGUAGGCUAUUUAGUUUGCAUAAACAAACCUCUACCACUUUGGGAUCAGAUUAUGGAAACGUGUUGAGGCAAACAACAAAAUAGAUAGCUUUAAAUUUGAUGCAUUUUUUUUUUUAUAUAUAUAUUUUGACGUUAAUUUGUGUCCUUGGACUGUUCUUCAUAAGGACAAAUGGAGUGGGGGAUAGCCGGUCCAAACCGGUUGCAAAGAAAUGUCACACCGGCCUACAAUUUGAAAUGCAAAUCUAAAAUGGCAUUUUCCAAAACUUUUAAGUUCAGCCCAUUAAACUUGAGUAAAAUAAUCCCUAUUUAGUCGAAAAUUACUGAUUAGCCUCGUUAAACAAACUUUGGCAAAAUUUACCGGAAAGGAUGAAAUGUGAGUACAACUCUGAAACAAAAAAGUCUUUAAGAUGUUUUUUUUGGUGUGACUUGUUUGACACUAAAAACAAAACACAGUUGGAAAAUUGUCUUCAAGUGUAAUAAAUGUUUUCAACUUG
Molecule: messenger RNA, 2616 nt
Organism: Gasterosteus aculeatus aculeatus (three-spined stickleback)
Lineage: Eukaryota; Metazoa; Chordata; Actinopteri; Perciformes; Gasterosteidae
Gene: igfals
Product: insulin-like growth factor binding protein, acid labile subunit
Molecular function (GO): protein binding
Source: RefSeq, a predicted model, not a curated record